Messenger RNA from Cyanistes caeruleus (blue tit), 697 nucleotides. Lineage: Eukaryota; Metazoa; Chordata; Aves; Passeriformes; Paridae. The record is from RefSeq and is a predicted model, not a curated record.
GUGUGAUUUCCCCGCAGGCUGCAGCAGGAACUGAUGGCACUGAUGAUGUCCGGUGACAAAGGCAUUUCUGCCUUCCCCGAGUCCGACAAUCUCUUCAAGUGGAUCGGGACCAUCGACGGCGCCGCCGGGACGGCCUAUGAGGAGCUGCGGUACAAGUUGUCGCUGGAGUUCCCCAGCGGGUAUCCCUACACAGCACCCACCGUGCGGUUCCUGACCCCCUGCUACCACCCCAACGUCGACACCCAGGGCAAUAUCUGCCUCGACAUCCUCAAGGAAAAAUGGUCGGCACUGUAUGAUGUCCGCACCAUCCUGCUCUCCAUACAGAGCCUGCUGGCAGAGCCAAACAUCGAGAGCCCUCUGAACACACAUGCCGCUGAACUCUGGAAGAACCAAGUCGCCUACAAGAAGUAUGUGCGGGAGACGUACAACAAGCAGACCAAGAGCCAGGAGACCUGACCGUCACCACCCCCCAAUAUACCCCCUCCCUCCCAGCUGUCCCCUGUGUUCUGUAUCAUAGGCUGUUUUUAAAUUAAUGUUGCAGUCCGAGCCACGGUUAAUGUAUAAAUAAAUGCACAUUUAUAACUUCUGUAAGGGAUUCUAUUCACCCUGAGUGUCCAGAGGCCCCUAUGCGAAUGUGGGCAGGGAGGGUGGAAGGGACACUGAUCUCUGUGGGGUAACAUGAGCUUUAUCAAUAUUU